Molecule: messenger RNA, 2832 nt
Organism: Myodes glareolus (Bank vole)
Lineage: Eukaryota; Metazoa; Chordata; Mammalia; Rodentia; Cricetidae
Gene: Sigirr
Product: single Ig and TIR domain containing
Biological process (GO): signal transduction
Source: RefSeq, a predicted model, not a curated record
GCAUUGGCAAUACUCCUGGGUGGCCUGAACCAGAGGCCGGAAAAUCAUAGGGGAGUAUCCUGGACCUACUCCUACAACAGUGAGGGUGGAGGGAGGGAGAGGAACUGGAGAAGACCCUUGGCCAGGUCGGUAAAUAAUGCCACUGGGCCGGCCCCAAGGCUCAAGUCAACCUGGCGUCCUUGGCAAUAGGAGAAAUGAGCUCUCUCUCUCUCUCUCUCUCUCUCUCUCUCUCUGUCUCUCUCUCUCUGUGUGUGUGUGUGUGUGUGUGUGUGUGUGUGUGUGCCUGUCCCACCUCAGAGCCAGAGGCUUGUGGCUCUGUGUUUGGCACUUUACUUUGGAAAGGGGCUCUGCUCCCUCACCCCAGCCCUAAACUAAUGUCACGACUAUCCAUUCACUGGAGUCUGUUGCCUGGGAGGUAGACAGGGUAAGGACCAGAGAGAUGCUCUAGGUUUCAUUAUUGGUCACUAGCUUCUGAGAGAUCCCCUUUGCUGCAGUAGGUCAGAGGUGAGUCAUGCCUGGGACUUUUGUGUGUGUGUGUGUUGGGGGGGCAGAUAAUAUAAUUCUUCCUCUCCACUCCUGAGUAUAGUAGAAAAAAUUGAGAGUGUUGCCAGACUUGGAGCACACCUUUAAUCUCAGCACUGAAGAGAAAGAGGCAGAUGGAACUCCUUGAGUUCCAGGCCAGCCUAGUCUACAUAGACUGUUCCUGGUCAAUCAGGACUACACAGCAAGACCUGUGUCCAAAAGGCCGGGGUAGGAAGGAUGGAGUCUAGGAGGCACGCCUCCUACCCAGUGUAUAUUUAGGACGAUUCUGGCUGGGGGUCUCCUUGCCAGGAUCUCCCUGCCACUUGAGGUCAACACCUACGCUCUAGCACAGGAACUAAUGGAGUGCUUAGGGACUGGGGCAGUCCUGGGAGGAAGGGCCUCUCAGAGUUACAGGAAGAGCCAGGCAAGGCGGGGCAAGGACCGCUAACAGCCCGCCCCACCAGGGGAAGGGGUGGGUACCUGGGUGGGGUUUAGGCUUAGGAGAGGAUGUGACUGUAAGGCCAGGAAACUAAGGGGGAAAGUUCUGACUAAAAUAUAUAUCAACAAAAGCCAGGUCCUCGCCCAAGCUUGGUGAUGCAUCGUGGGUAGCCACAAUACUGUGGCUCCUUUCUGGGGCCCAGCAGAGGGGACAAUUUGCUCACAAGUUCAUGUUACUGACCUCAAUGACCAUCUAUCUCCCCUCUGGAGGAAAGAUCUGGAAACCAGGUGACUGUGCCCUCCCUGUUGCUCUGAGUGAUCCUGUGGCCUUAUGGUCUGUUCUUGGAGGUACCUUGUCCAGCUGGCUGAAUAGACAGAAAGGAGUCCUUCUCCGCCUCCAGUGGACCCAUCUGCUCGGUUAAGGAGCCCCCGUGGAGCCAGGGGUGGAACCAGUGUUCGGCCUGAAGAGGCCCUGGAAGAGCCAUGGCAGGUGUCUGUGACAGGACCCCUAAUUUCCUCUCCCCAUCUGAAGAUCAGGACUUGAGACCUGCCCUUGGCAGUGCAGUUGCUUUGAAUUGCACAGCGUGGGUGGUCUCUAGGCCCCAGUGUUCCCAGCCCUCAGUACAGUGGCUAAAAGAUGGUCUUCCACUAGGCAAUGAAAGCCGCUUCAGCCUCCAUCAAGACUUUUGGGACAGCGUCAACUUCUCCGAGGUUGUGUCCAGCGUUCUGGUGCUCAACUUGACCAAUGCUGAGGACUAUGGACGUUUCACCUGCUCUGUCUGGAAUGUCAGCUCCCACUCCUUCACUCUUUGGAAAGCUGGCCCUGCUGGCCAUGUGGUUGCCGUGCUGGCCUCCCUCCUGGUCCUGCUGGUGCUGCUGUUGGUGGCCCUGCUCUAUGUUAAGUGUCGCCUGAACGUGCUGCUUUGGUACCAAGACACCUAUGGGGAGGUGGAGAUGAAUGAUGGAAAGUUAUACGAUGCCUACGUGUCCUAUAGCGACUGCCCGGAGGACCGAAAAUUUGUGAAUUUUAUUCUGAAGCCUCAGCUGGAGCGGCGUCGGGGAUAUAAGCUCUUCCUGGAGGACCGCGAUCUCUUGCCGCGCGCGGAGCCCUCUGCCGACCUUCUGGUGAACCUGAGCCGCUGUCGGCGCCUCAUCGUGGUUCUUUCAGACGCCUUCCUGGGCCGGGCUUGGUGUAGCCAGAGUUUCCGGGAGGGACUAUGCCGCCUGCUGGAGCUCACGCGCAGACCUAUCUUCAUCACCUUCGAGGGCCAGAGGCGUGAGCCCAUGCACCCUGCUCUCCGUCUCCUGCGCCAGCACCGCCACCUCGUGACUCUGUUGCUUUGGAAGCCUGGCUCCGUGACGCCUUCCUCCGAUUUUUGGAAAGAACUACAGCUGGCACUGCCACGGAAGGUGCAAUACAGGCCGGUGGAGGGAGACCCCCAAACGCGACUACAAGAUGACAAAGAUCCUAUGCUAAUCGUGAGAGGAAGAACUGCCCAGGGCCGCGCCAUGGAGACAGAGCUGGAUCCAGACCCUGAAGGAGAUCUGGGUGUCCGUGGACCUGUCUUUGGGGAGCCACCAACCUCACUGCAUGCAAGCAGGAUCUCCGGAGAAGGCCCCGGCAGUGAAAUGGACGUCUCUGACCUUGGCUCUCGAAACUACAGUGCACGCACAGACUUCUACUGUCUCGUGUCUGAGGAUGAUGUGUAGCCCUUACCCCAGCAGUCCAGAUCGUGGGGUCAUGGCAGCAAUUUCCAGGGUAGAGGCAGGCACCCCUUCUCCCUAGGACUGUCACCCUUGCCUGUAGCCCCGGAUCCCUCAGGAAGGAGUGUGGCUCCAGGGUCUCACAAAAUAAAAUCCACUUUGCUCCCA